Molecule: messenger RNA, 1279 nt
Organism: Cajanus cajan (pigeon pea)
Lineage: Eukaryota; Viridiplantae; Streptophyta; Magnoliopsida; Fabales; Fabaceae
Source: RefSeq, a predicted model, not a curated record
AGGGUAGGGAAGAAAUUAGAAAGGAAACAAAUAGAGAAAGAGAGAGAAGUGACAAGACUCACGACUCACGAGAGUAGAGUGAGAGAGAGCGAGAGUGACUGCAAAGCGCUCCAACCUUGUUUCUUCUCUUCUCACUUCUCAGAUCUUCCAUGGAACAGUACGAGAAGGUGGAGAAGAUAGGCGAGGGAACAUACGGCGUCGUUUACAAGGCUCGCGACCGCGUCACCAAUGAGACCAUCGCGCUCAAGAAGAUUCGCCUCGAGCAGGAGGACGAAGGCGUUCCCAGCACCGCCAUUCGCGAGAUUUCUCUCUUGAAAGAGAUGCAGCAUAGGAACAUUGUUAGGUUGCAGGAUGUAGUGCACAGUGAGAAGCGGUUGUACCUGGUUUUUGAGUAUCUGGACUUGGAUCUUAAGAAGCACAUGGAUUCAUCUCCAGAGUUUGUGAAAGAUCCGCGGCAAGUAAAAAUGUUCCUUUAUCAAAUUCUCUGUGGCAUUGCUUACUGCCAUUCACAUAGAGUUCUUCAUCGAGACUUGAAACCUCAGAAUUUGUUGAUAGACCGCCGUACUAAUUCACUAAAGCUUGCAGAUUUUGGAUUGGCUAGGGCAUUUCGCAUUCCUGUCAGGACAUUUACCCAUGAGGUGGUUACAUUAUGGUAUAGAGCUCCAGAAAUAUUGCUUGGAUCUCGUCAUUAUUCUACCCCAGUUGAUGUUUGGUCAGUGGGAUGUAUAUUUGCAGAGAUGGUAAACCGACGACCUCUAUUCCCUGGGGACUCUGAGAUUGAUGAAUUAUUUAAAAUAUUCAGAAUCUUGGGUACACCAAAUGAAGACACGUGGCCUGGAGUAACUUCAUUGCCUGAUUUUAAAUCAACAUUUCCCAAAUGGCCCCCUAAGGACCUAGCAGCUGUGGUUCCAAAUCUUGAUCCAGCUGGUCUUAAUCUUCUUUCUAGUAUGCUUUGCUUGGAUCCCAGCAAAAGAAUUACCGCCAGGAGCGCUGUGGAGCAUGAAUACUUCAAAGACAUUAAAUUUGUACCCUGAUUCCAUAUCUUCAUGGAAACCAUGUUUAUAGUAAUAUUGUGCAGAAUUUCUGGGUUUUUGACUCUGCGAGAAAUGCGUGCUAUCUUUGCUAUUUUCUUCAGUGACUUGGGAGUUGGGACAAAGUCAUACUUCCAUUUUUUGUCCUUACAGAAUAUUUCAGAUUCAACUUGAGUGUGAUUAUAUUGCAUUUUACUUUUUUGCUUGUCCAACUCUCAAGUUCAAUACACCAGGUAAAUUUUCAGUUU